AAAGAUAAUAUGACUGCUGAGUGGUGACGACGAGAGUGGAAAUUUGGCUUCUAGUGUAGGAUUGUGUAUAAAGUCAACUUCAUUCCCACAAGAAGUCUCAAUUACUACAUAAACCUCACAUUCAACCAUUUCUGUCCUCAAUAAUAAUAUAAUUAUACACCAAACACAACUUUACUCAAAAGAAACCAAACAACAUGGCUCAAGUAUAAAACAAGAUAGUUCUACUCUUGAGGAUAAUCAACUGACAACCUUCUUAGAGCAACGGCGUUAUGCAGGAACCGGCCAUCACCACGAUGAAUGGUGCUCCCAUUUUGAAGCCAGCAUCUACUCAGAGAAUUGGUAAUCAACUUAGAGCCACUCUUUUACUUCAAGAUAUCAAUCUCUUGGAAUUAAUUCAACACAUCACUCAUGAGAGAAUCCCAGAACGGUAAGCUAACUCAUAUUCCAACGUAAUAAUCUUGGCUAAUCAAUCAUAUCUAGUGUCGUCCACGCCAGAGGCACUAGCGCUCAUGGAUACUUUGAGGUCACAGAUGAUAUCUCAGAUGUCACUUCCGCGGCUUUUCUCAACAAGGUUGGGAAGAAGACCGAACUAUUCUGUCGAUUCUCUACUGUAGCUGGUCGAGCAGAAUCAGCCGAAACUGUUCGGGAUACUCGUGGAUUUGCCUUCAAGAUGUUUACUGAGGAGGGUAAUUUAGAUUGGUUAUUCCUUAGCACUGUAAGUCAAUCCCGUCUGUCUAUUUGAAAAAAUUCGAAAAGCUCAUGUCAUAGCCUGUCUUUCCAAUUCGAGAUGGAGCCAAAUUCCCAUCCUUCACCCAUGCAACUAAAAAGAACCCACGAAGUGGUCUACCUGACCACAAGGCAUUUUGGGAGUAUGUUUUCGAUCUUUGUUGUGCUUUUGACAGACUUCUGACUUGUAUAGUUACUUCACUCAUAACCAAGAGGGAAUUCACUUCCUCAUGUUUCUAUUCAGUGAUCGUGCUACACCGGUUGAUUUCCAGCAUGCCGACAUUUUCAGUAUUAACACGUACAAGUUCACCAAAUCAGAUGGUUCUUUCACAUAUGUUAAAAUUCACCUCAAAACUAACCAAGGAGUGAAAAACUUCACGCAGGAUGAGGCGAAUCAAAAGGCUGGUGUAGAUCCAGACUUCCAAACUCGUCGUCUUUAUGAAGAUAUCGAAAAUAUAAAGUUUCCAUCGUGGGAUGUUUAUGCUCAGAUCAUUGACCCAGUUAAGGCUGAGAAUUAUCACAUCAAUAUCUUCGACGCUACUAAAACAUUUCCAUUUUCAGAAUUCCCUCUUCGCAAAUUCGGCAAAAUUACACUAAACAGAAACGUAGACAAUUUCUUCGCCGAACAAGAGCAAAGUGCUUUCAGUCCAACAAAUCUCGUCCCUGGAUGGGCUCUGACUCCUGACCCAAGUAAGUUAUUCUUUUACAGUCAACAAGAACUAUCUUGUUAUGUUCGUUAUGAUAUUAACAAAUUUACAGUCAUUCAAACGCGUGCUCUUGCCUACGCAGAUACGCAAAGAUAUCGCCUUGGAGCUAACUUCAUUCAAUUACCUGUUAAUGCUCCCCACAAUAAACCAUUCAAUCCUGUCAUACGGGAUGGAGCUGCUGUUAUCAAUGGUAACCUCGGUGGUACUGAAAAUUACUUUCCAUCAUCUUUCUAUAACGUUGGAGUAGCGGCACAAUAUGCACAACCUGAUGAGGAACAAUUUCAAGGGACUGUUGUCAACUUUGAGAGUCAAGUCGUUGAUGCAGACUACCUGCAGCCAAGAAUCUUUUGGGAGAAAACACUGGCUAGCGAGCCAGGUCAACAAGAUAACUUCAUUAGUAACGUUGCGGGUCAUUUAAGCGCUGUUACUGGAGAUAAGGGACUUCAGGUUAGACAAGCAGUUUAUGGUAUGUAAUCUAAUCAAGGCUCAACUCCAUGUACUAACAUACAUGUAGAAAUGUUCGGCAAGGUCAAUGCAGAUCUUGGAAAGCGUAUUCAAACUUCAACUGAGGCAUUGAUCAAGCAAAAUGAGACAGGUACUAUGACCAACGGCAUGGAAAAUGUCAAAAUCAACAAAAAUGGAAUUCCAAAUGGUAAUAGCCAUAACAGUGGUAUGUUCGCUCAUAAGAAUUGGGACUAGAAGGUGUGGGCACUUUUGUAUUUGUAGUUGUAUGCUGGAGAUUGAAAUGAGUGGAGUCCCUUUUCUGAAUUCAACGGUUUAUGUAGUAGUAAAUAAUGGGAUGUACUUUCCUCAUUCACAUGAAAGAGAAGAAAUAGAAGAAGGGGAUAGCUUUAAUACAUUUUGUUUUUGCAUGGCGCCUUGUAUGUGAGUAUUGGCAAACGAGACAAGGGAAUUGACAAUCUGGUAUUAUU
Sclerotinia trifoliorum is the source of this 2365-nucleotide messenger RNA. The record is from the annotation of a GenBank genome assembly. NCBI's taxonomy places the organism in Eukaryota, Fungi, Ascomycota, Leotiomycetes, Helotiales, Sclerotiniaceae.